ACUCGUCUCUGACAGGCGGCUCCGUCUGCGAUGACAACACUGUGCCACAGAAGCUGCUGAUUCUGGAUGCUCGCUCGUACACCGCCGCAGUGGCCAACAGAGCCAAGGGCGGAGGCUGUGAGUGUGAAGAGUACUACCCAAACUGCGAGGUCAUGUUCAUGGGAAUGGCCAACAUCCAUGCCAUCCGAAACAGCUUCCAGGCUCUGAGGACGGUCUGCAGCCAGAUCCCCGAUCCAGGAAACUGGCUGUCAGCACUCGAGAGCACCCGUUGGCUGCAGCACCUGUCCGUCAUGCUCAAAGCAGCCACUCUGGUGUGUUCGGCAGUGGAAAGGGAGGGGCGUCCUGUCCUGGUGCACUGUUCAGACGGGUGGGACCGUACUCCACAGAUCGUAGCCCUUGCCAAGAUCCUGCUGGACCCUUACUACAGGACACUAGAGGGUUUCCAGGUGCUCGUAGAGACCGAGUGGCUGGACUACGGUCAUAAGUUUGGGGACCGCUGUGGUCACCAGGAGAACGCGGACGACGUGAGCGAGCAGUGUCCCGUCUUCCUGCAGUGGCUGGACUGCGUUCACCAGCUGCUCAAACAGUUCCCCUGCCUGUUCGAGUUCAACGAGGCCUUCUUGGUCAAGUUGGUGCAGCACACGUACUCGUGUCUCUACGGCACCUUCCUGUGUAACAACGCUCGAGAGAGGGAGGCCAGGAACAUCUACAAACGCACAUGCUCGGUGUGGUCGCUGCUCCGGAGCGGAAACAAGAACUUUCAGAACUUCCUCUACAUCCCCACUCAUGAUAUGGUGCUUCAGCCAGUCUGCCACACUCGAGCAUUACAGCUGUGGACAUCAGUCUACCUGCCCACCUCCUCCCCCUGCACCGCUGUGGACGACUCCAUGGAGCUCUACCUCCCCCCAAAUGUCACAGGAGACGAACUCAACUACCGCUCCCUGGACAGACUUCCCAAGACGCGCUCCAUGGACAACCUGCUGUCAGCUUUAGAGAACGGGGUCCCCCUGACACGCACAUCCAGUGACCCCAAUCUCAACAAGCACUGCCAGGAGGGUCGCUCCGCCCCCAAUCCCUCACCAGCUGCAGAAGAAACCUCUGCAGACGUCUCUGAAGAGGCCGAACCUCAGGAGGGGCUAUACACCUGUGAGGUGGAACCUCCACAUCAGAGCCCGGCUAAGACCCCAGAGGAUGGUCCUGGUACUGAGAGCUGUGAAGAGGAACCAGAAGAGACCUGUCUCACUACACAGCCACUGCCCUCUCUGCCCCUUCCGCCUGUUCCUCUCAGUACAGACAUAACACUCGCUCACACUCCUUUCCCAGCUCCUGUACUCCAGCAGGCUGUGCUUCAGAUAACUAAUCCUCCACUACCACCACCUCCACCUCCACCUGAGGCUGAGAGCCCCUGUAGGACUGCAGAAAGCCCCACAUCACCCUCUCAUAAAUCAGAGCCGUGCUUACCUCUUCCCUGCAACGGCACACAACCUGCAGUCCUUGCACCCAGCUCGCUGCUCAACGGCCACACUGACAGCCUCUCAGAGUCUGCAGACCUGCUGGCUUUGAAGCAGCUCACACCACUCCUUCCCAUGGAGGACUCCACCGAGACUCUCACAGGAGAGGGAGAGCUUCCUCCUGUCCUGCCUCCCACAGUGAGCCAGGAUCUGACCCAGAAUCAUACGGAGGAGGAGGAGGAGCUGCCUGAGCCACAGCCACCGGUUGAGCUUAAGACGGAGAAGGAGAAAGAGGACAUGAGGGCAGAUGUAGUGAAAGGACGAGAGCGCAUGCUAACUGUCACCCCUGUAGAUUGCACCCAGGUUGCAGCUCGCCAUCUGAUCACGCAGAGCCAGCUGUCAGACCUGUCCCUGCUCGGCUCCCACUGGGAGAGUGUCCAGGGUUUGGUCCAGUCCGCCUGCAACAGUCACUCAGUCGUUGGCCGAGCCUUGCAAAACAACAGUUACCAGAGCCGGCGUCUUGCAAGUAAGCUGCUCCGCUCACAGGGCUUCUCACUCGCCAACGGGUCCCAAUGCUGCCGCAGAGAGGCUCUGUGUUGUCCCAGCAGCCCCCUGCAGCCUGCAUGGCUGUCUGCUGCCAGAACCACAGGCUACUCCGGCCUGUGCGGCCCCGCUGCUGCCGCCGCCGCCGCCCUUAGCGGCUACUCCCUGGCAGGCCAUCAGCUCCUUCCUGCUUCAUUUUCUUCCCCCUCAUCGUCCAGCUCCCCUCCCCCUCCCCAAGCCCCGUCUUACCUGGACGACGACGGGCUGCCGGUGCCCAUGGACGCCGUGCAGCAGAGACUGCGGCAGAUCGAGGCGGGCUACAAGCAGGAAGUGGAGGUGCUGAGGCAGCAGGUACGACAGCUGCAGAUGAGGCUGGAGAGUAAACAGUUCAGCACUCCUCCAUCAGAGCCAGACAUUGACUACGAGGACGACAUUACGUGUCUGCGUGAGUCAGACAACAGUAACGAGGAGGACUCUUUGUCCACCCACAGUGAGGACCGUCUGUCUGAGGGCAGCUGGGACAGAGUGGAGCCCAAAGACACAGAGGUCACGAGGUGGGUGCCCGACCACAUGGCCUCCCAUUGUUUCAACUGUGACUGUGAGUUCUGGAUAGCCAAGAGACGUCACCACUGCAGAAACUGUGGCAACGUUUUCUGUAAAGACUGUUGUCACCUGAAGCUGCCGAUCCCGGACCAGCAGCUGUACGACGCCGUGCUGGUCUGCAACACCUGCCACGACCUGCUGCUCGAGUCCCGCACCCGUGAGAUCCGCAGCCAGCAGCUCAAGAAGGCGAUCGCCACUGCCUCCAGCUGAGACGAGCGUGCUGCAGCUUGGCCCGCCUCGGCUCUGUCCUGCUCUACGGACUGACAAGCUGAGCGCCCUGUUGUGACCCUCAACUUGCUGUGGUUUUGGCUGUGGAGGGGGAAUGGGAGGCGGAGUUUUUACUCUGUUGGUGGCUCGACUUUGGAGAAGGAGACGCACUGUGAGAGCGUCUGAGAUAGGAGUGUCAGGGGGGAUGAAUCCCUUCAGAGAUAUUUUCAGCCUGCAGCGCUGCAGCGUCCGGCUGCCUCCACGCGACUCAGUCCUCUAUCGGUGCCCUGUCCCGAGACCACCUCCAACCUGUCCACCCCUGCAGAGUCACCCACUUUAAGCACCAAACACCUGCACCCUCCUCACAGACACCGUCUCGCACCUCAGAGGACAAUCGCUCACACUUUCGGCGUGUCGGGGGACUCCAAAGCCUUUCCCUGUACUACUGGAGGCUUUCAACUUUAAAAAGAAAAGAAAAUUGCUGCUACAGUAUUUAAAAGUCUAAUUUUGUAUUCUUAUUUUGUGCACUACUAGUUGUCGUGUGUUUUGAGGGAAUCUGAGACCAAACUUGAGCAAAAAGGGAGAAAUCUGCUGUUUACUUUGUCAUCGCGUCGUUUUUCUUGGAGCCUGAAUGUAAAAAUGUAACGGGGGUUAACUGGAUCGACUUUAUGUUCCUGUGCAUUUGAUUGGUCGUAUAUGUGUGUUCAUUGCUGCAAUGUGUUUUCAAAGAGUUCUAUAUAUAUGCACAGUCAGUGUGGUUCUGUCUCUAUCAAUGCUUUCCUGCAGUAUAGCCACGAUGCUACAUUCUGGGGGGGCUGUGUGCGGACAGAUGGAUGCGAUGCAGUGUGUUGUUUGUUUUGUGGGACGUGUGCUUGAUGUGUCAAGAGGAAGAGAAGCCGGGGGAUGCUGGGAGGCGUUCUGUUAAGUCUCCUUCUGAUCUGAGAAAAUGUGAAUUGAAGGUUCUGUGGUUGGUUUUUUGUUCCUGAAUGAGCGGCUCGUUGUCCUCCUGAAUGAUGAUGACUCCUCCUCAGAGUGUGAAGACUGAACUAAGUGCUCGGAGUUUCUCGUUCUGUUUCGGGGGCGUUUGGCCACAGUCCCCCCUCCCCCCCUUUAAAAAAAAAAAUCUGUGUUGGUGUCAGCUGGUUGUUCUUUGAGACAAUAGUGCCAUAUUCUGUUCUGUCUAUUUUAAAGCCUUUUUUCUUUCUUACAGACGGCAGCAGGUUUCUAAUUGGCCACUUCUCUUUGUGUUUGGAUGGUACGGAUAGUUAGCUGCUUAAUAACACUGAGAUGACAAAAGAUUUAACAGGAAGCUCAGACGGAUGAUCGGAACGUCACUAAAUUAGUCAAACUGUGUGUCUAAUAUUUGGGAUUUUUCCACACGGUCUUCAUGAAGUCAAAAUGUAUCAAAGGAAGUCAGACAUGUAACAUACAUAGUUAUCUGAUCCGUAGUGGUGGCUAAAACCUGUCACUUAAUGAAUAAUUGUUGUAAAGAAAUGCACUGUAAAAGUUAAAUCCCAUGGGUUAAAAUAAAAGAUUAUAUCAUG
Molecule: messenger RNA, 4348 nt
Organism: Labrus bergylta (ballan wrasse)
Lineage: Eukaryota; Metazoa; Chordata; Actinopteri; Labriformes; Labridae
Source: RefSeq, a predicted model, not a curated record